Rotaria sordida is the source of this 297-nucleotide messenger RNA. The record is from the annotation of a GenBank genome assembly. NCBI's taxonomy places the organism in Eukaryota, Metazoa, Rotifera, Eurotatoria, Philodinida, Philodinidae.
AUGUCAUCAUCAAAUCAACAAUCAUAUUCUAAUCGUAAUCAAGACCAAUAUCAAAGUGCUUCACAACAAAUGGGAGGUGCUGAUUGUAAUCGUCAAGCAGCUAAUCAAGGACUAAAUGAUGCUCGCUUGUCAAACCAAACUGAUCAAAUUCAACAAAAUUCGCAUCGUGGUUUAGAUUCAAACAACCAAGGAUGGUCACAACAACAAUACCAACAACAAAGUGGUUCACGUGGUGCUGGCACCUACCAACAACAAAGUGGUUCAAAUGCUGCUGGCAGCUACCAACAACGUCAAUAA